AAUUUCAGUUGCUGUACAGUUCUUAGUUAUUACUCUCUGAUUCCAUAUUUUAUGGAGUACGGUUUAACGGCGGCGGCGGGUUCGAAUUUCAUGUUGGGGCAAAGGGAUUUUAAUACUGCUUCUUUCAUAAGGCAUUACUCCAAUCUUUCUUCUAAGCCAUCAGCAAUUGAUUUCAGUAGAGGUGGGAUUUUCUGCUCCUCUGAGAUUUGAGAAGAAUCGUAAUGAUUUGAAGAGUGAUCGUGUUUCAAUUAGGGGGAAUUCGACCGGAGUAUCUCUGCUCCAUCCUUCACCGGAGAAAGUCAUGAUUGCCGUUGAUGUUGAUGAGGCUAUCUUCAUUCUUUCACAAUAUAAUAUGUUUUUUUUUAUAGUUUGAUUGCAAUGUUUGAUUAUCUCUAUGAAUUAGUCAAUCUCUUUAGGUUUUGGUGUUUUAUGGAAUAGUUCUACCCCCUUAGCUUGUAAUCAGUGAACUAAAAAGGUUUAUUAUUAUUAUUAUUACCUUGUGAAAUUGGGAUAAUUUACAAUCACCCUUUUUGAUGUGCUAAUGGUAGAUGCUAUUGGUGUCCAUCUUUGUUUGGUAUCAAGUUUAAAAAAUGAAACUUUGUUAUGUUCAUGAAUGUUGGAUUCUAUUAUUGGUUUGUUGGCAGUUCUAGGGAACUUCAUAUCGACUCUUAAUCGAUUCAUAGGAGAUCGCUACGCCCUAAACCUCCCGCUUUCUGAUUACCACGUCCACGAGUACUUCAAGAUAUGGAAAUGUUCACGCGACGAAGCUGAUCAUCGAGUACAUGAGUUCUUCAAGACACCUUACUUCAAGAAAGAGAUGAAUCCAAUUCCAGGCGCUCGAGAAGCACUUGAAAAGCUAUCUAAAAUCUUUAACUUGUCCGUUGUCACGUAUGUAUCCCGACCCUUGAUCAUCUCCCUUCAAUACUUAACCCAAGAUCAUUGCUGCCUUGUUUUGUAUAUUUUGUAUUUCAUGUAUAGGUCUCGACAGAAUGUUAUCAAGGACCACACGAUCGAAUGGAUCGGGAAACAUUACCCCAGUAUCUUCCAAGAAAUCCAUUUCGGGAACCACUUUGCUUUAGACGGCAAAUCAAGACCUAAAUCUGACAUUUGCAAGUCGUUGGGUGCAAAGGUGUUGAUCGAUGAUAACCCGACCUACGCGAUGGACUGUGCUGCAGCGGGGAUUAAGGUUCUUCUUUUCUAUUAUCAGAACCCAUAUCCAUGGUGCAAAACAGAGCAUGCUGCUCAUCAACACCCUCUUGUAACCAAGGUCCACAGUUGGGAAGAGGUGGAGCAACAAUUAUCUUCAUUGCUUGUUUCUUAGUCACAUUUAAUUACCAAAUUAAACAAUUUUUUAUUGUGAUUCCUGAGAAAUUGUACAUGUGCAAAAAAGGAAUUGUGUAGAUGUUUAUCUUUUAUUAUUUCAUUUAAUAUAGACCCUGAAUUUCUGCAAUUAA
Molecule: messenger RNA, 1454 nt
Organism: Salvia splendens (bonfire salvia)
Lineage: Eukaryota; Viridiplantae; Streptophyta; Magnoliopsida; Lamiales; Lamiaceae
Exons: 4
Coding region: 614-1321 (235 amino acids)
Biological process (GO): deoxyribonucleotide catabolic process
Molecular function (GO): 5'-nucleotidase activity
Source: RefSeq, a predicted model, not a curated record